AUGAACAUCUUGAUUGUGCUAGCCUCUGUUCUUGUUUCCUGUAAUGCGGGUUACGAUUCAAUAAGAACUCGCAAUUACGACGAUGUGGAAGAUGGCGGAGUAUAUACAGUAGGAUUAGGAAGAGUGGGAGGACAAGUACACGGAGGCGGAGGAGGAGGACAAGUACAUGGAGGCGGAGUUGGAGGACGAGUUCACGGAGGAGGAGUAGGAGGACGAGUACACGGAGGCGGAGGAGGAGGACAAGUACAUGGAGGCGGAGGAGGAGGACAAGUACACGGAGGCGGAGUAGGAGGACGAGUACACGGAGGCGGAGGAGGAGGACAAGUCCAUGGAGGCGGAGGAGGAGGACGAGUACACGGAGGCGGAGGAGGAGGACGAGUACACGGAGGCGGAGGAGGAGGACGAGUACACGGAGGCGGAGGAGGAAGACAAGUACAUGGAGGAGGAGGAGGAGGACAAGUACAUGGAGGCGGAGUAGGAGGACGAGUACAUGGAGGCGGAGGACGAGGACAAGUACAUGAUGGAGGAGGAGAGGGAGGAGGAGGACGAGUACACGGAGGCGGAGGAGGAGGACAAGUACAUGGAGGAGGAGGACAAGUACACGGAGGAGGAGUAGGAGGACAAGUACAUGGAGGAGGAGUAGGAGGACAAGUAUACGGAGGCGGAGUAGGAAGACAAGUACAUGGAGGAGGAGGAGGAGGAAGACAAGUACACGGAGGAGGUGUUGGAGUAAGGCCUCAAGUACACGGAGGAGGAGUAAGGGGACAAGUACAUGGAGGAGGAGUAGGAGGACAAGUAUACAGAGGAGGAGGAGGAAGACAUGUACAUGGAGGGGGACUAAGCGGAGGACAAGUACUAGGAGGAGGAGUAGAAGGAGUAGGAGAGGUAGGAAGUUUAGGAGGAGGAGGAAGCUAUGGUUUAAGAGGAGUUGGAGAACAAGGAGGGGCCCAAUUACAUGGAGGAGGAAGAGUAGGAGUUGGUUCAAGAGGAAGAGUAGGAGAAUAUUUCUUUCCAGGGCCAAAAUAUGGUACUUGUCCUCGGCCUGAUGAAUCAGACUUUCUACAAAUGGGACCUACUUGCGAUUCUGACUGGAUAUGUCACGGGUCACAGAAAUGUUGUUCAAAUUCCCUCUAUGGACGGAGAUGUCAAAUUCCAAUUGAAUAUCAAAAACCCGGUAGAUGCAAUUCAUAUCUCAUGAUGCGUCCUCUCACAUCAAUAAAUUAUGCAUGCAAUGAUGACACCCUUUGUCCUGGAAGCGGGAAAUGCUGUAAAAGAUUUUCAUCUGGUCAACUUGAUACUUGUACUUUCUACAGCGGGUAUUCUGCUGACUUCGGUGGUGUAGAUGGUUCGUAUGGUCCUGUAGGCGGUUCGAAUGGUCCUGUAGGCGGUUCAUAUGGUAUUGUAGGCGAUUCAGGUGUAGUUAGUCCUCUACUUCCAGUACUUCCUCAAUACCCCUUCAGGAAAAAGUAUUGA
Messenger RNA from Saccostrea cuccullata (small rock oyster), 1473 nucleotides. RefSeq lists its product as uncharacterized. Gene Ontology annotation, cellular component: extracellular region. The record is from RefSeq and is a predicted model, not a curated record. Gene Ontology annotation, molecular function: serine-type endopeptidase inhibitor activity. The transcript has 2 exons. NCBI's taxonomy places the organism in Eukaryota, Metazoa, Mollusca, Bivalvia, Ostreida, Ostreidae. Bases 1 to 1473 code for a protein of 490 amino acids.